UAGAGGACUUAACCCAAAAAGACUUGGGCCUAAAUCUACAUUGGGCCAACGAUUAUAUUCGUAGUUUUUUCGUGUCAUAUUAACUUGCCGUGUAAUAUUUGUUUACUUGUAUUUUUUGUUAGUUCUAGAAAGAAAGCAACAUUAAUUGAGGAGGAGGAGAUUGGUUGUUGUUGACGACGCGUUUCCGCUCACUAAUUUUUUUUAACCUUUUUGUGUCUCCGUCGUCUUUUGAUCUUCAAUCUCAGUUUUGAGCUGAAGAUUAUCGUAUCGACCUGCGAUUCUCUUCAGAUCGAUAAUCCAUGGCUGCAGCUGGAAACAAGAGCAUUAACGCCAAAUUGGUGUUGCUUGGAGAUGUUGGUGCUGGAAAAUCAAGUCUUGUGUUACGGUUUGUCAAAGAUCAGUUUGUUGAAUUCCAGGAAUCAACCAUUGGUGCUGCUUUUUUCUCACAAACGUUAGCUGUGAACGAUGCCACUGUGAAGUUUGAGAUUUGGGAUACAGCGGGUCAGGAACGGUACCAUAGUUUGGCUCCAAUGUACUACAGAGGUGCUGCUGCUGCAAUCAUUGUUUUUGAUGUUACGAAUCAGGCUUCGUUUGAGAGGGCAAAGAAAUGGGUUCAGGAACUGCAGGCACAAGGUAACCCUAAUAUGGUCAUGGCCCUUGCUGGAAACAAAUCUGAUUUAUUAGAUGCAAGGAAGGUGACAGCAGAGGUAAGCAAGUCCUUCUCUGUCCUGACUGAUUUUUCUCAUUAUGAGGUUAGGAUUUUACUGUCAAAUAUAAAGUUGAGCUAUGUGUGUGUAAUAGCUGAUCAUCAUGUUGAACGUGUUAAGCUGUAUUUUGAAAUUUCACAUGUCACGUUUGACAGGAGUCAGAACAUUAGGUGAUAUCUCUUUGUUGUAAAAUUACAAUCUACCUUAUUGACAUUAACCUGACAAACCAAGCCACCUAAACCGACCCCACACACUUAACAAAUCAUAAAUUAGGCUUGUUGUAUAGACAGUUAAUGUUUCAUUAAGAAGUAUAGUGCAGUUUUCUCUAACCAGCUUUGGAGAAUGAUAUAUAUGUUUUCAUAUGACCUUUCUUAUCCCGCAAUCCCGCAAGUCCAUAUUUUACUGUCUUAUGCCAAAAGCCUAGAUUUUAGAUAAGUAGCAUUUCUCAAGACUGAUCCUUUUGAAGUAUCUGUUAGAAUCAUUUACGUUGUGCAUUAAAGUUCAGUUGUGACUUGCAAAGGACAGAAAAACACAGUUCUGUUGUGUGUCAGAGAUAUGCAUCUCUAAUGAAGUAGACAUUAUAUACAUAGACAAUGAUGCACAAACAUAUGCUCAGGAAAACGGUCUUUUCUUCAUGGAAACUUCAGCAAAAACCGCUACUAAUGUCAAAGAGAUAUUCUAUGAAAUCGCAAGAAGGCUACCGCGAGUACAGCCAACAGAAAACCCAACAGGAAUGGUUCUGCCAGACAGGGCCAUGGAUAGGGCAGUGAGCUCAUCUUGUUGUGCUUAGUUAUAUUGUGUAAUGGCACACACUUCUCUUAAAAAGAGAUCUUUUGGUCACUUUAAAGUUAUGGACUUCUGUGUUUGCGUCUCUUUGCUUUGUUUUACGUAUUUGAGAUUUGAUCUCCACUAUUUUGUAAAUAAAUCUAAUACUCAACUAAGUAACUAAGUGCGUGAGGGGGCUAUGGAUCCAUUUGUCAUAACGCAAAUAUUUUCAAGUUAUAGAAACUCUAAAAUAAACUCAAACAUGCCU
This is a messenger RNA of Arabidopsis thaliana (thale cress), 1740 nucleotides long. It is a transcript of the gene ARA7, whose product is annotated as Ras-related small GTP-binding family protein. Gene Ontology annotation, cellular component: plasma membrane; early endosome membrane; multivesicular body membrane. The transcript is spliced from 7 exons. Gene Ontology annotation, biological process: vacuolar transport. The record is from RefSeq and is marked reviewed. Gene Ontology annotation, molecular function: GTPase activity; GTP binding. NCBI's taxonomy places the organism in Eukaryota, Viridiplantae, Streptophyta, Magnoliopsida, Brassicales, Brassicaceae. The coding region runs from base 300 to 881 and encodes 193 amino acids.